This is a messenger RNA of Betta splendens (Siamese fighting fish), 1719 nucleotides long. RefSeq names its product crumbs homolog 3a (gene crb3a). NCBI's taxonomy places the organism in Eukaryota, Metazoa, Chordata, Actinopteri, Anabantiformes, Osphronemidae. Bases 507 to 851 code for a protein of 114 amino acids. The transcript has 5 exons. The record is from RefSeq and is a predicted model, not a curated record.
GAGGGGCAGUGAGUGCAGAAUAGAAGUCUGAGCAUGUGAGAGCAACCUGGGACAAGUGCUCCUCUAUAAAUUCACUAUCAGAAACUAAACAAGCGCAAGGUGGCAGGUGAUUUUUUUCUGUACAAGUCUUUUGGGACUGUUAUUUUUUUGGAGCUGGUACUAAAAGACAUCGGGUCCGUUCUGCUACACUAAACUGCGUUUUUCUUUGUACUUUGUCUUUUACUUUUUUUUCCCGACUUUGUACAAAGGAGGAUCUGUCCGCUCUGCUGCAGGUAGAUAACUGCUCUCAGGUGAGGCGGAAGCGACAUGGUUCGUUCGUGAGGAAAUCAACCUGCUCGAUAUUUCCCGAUUUGCUUCGAUCACCUGAAAGCAGCCGGAUCCAGGUUAUGCUGUUCCAGGGGCCGAGGAGUCCGCGCAGUGGCCGCAGGACCCAAUGAAAUGGAGCAGAGCUGACGCCCCAGGAGCCCCAGUCCGCCCCGACUCGGCCCUGCUGGUCGCGCGGAGCAAUGGCAGCGCGCGCGCGCGUGCCGGCCGCUCCCGGAGCCGCGGCGGGGAGUGUUCUGCUGCUGGUACUGAGUAGCAGCCCAGCGUGGGGAAAUACCACUAUGGCGACUGACACCUCCACCACCACACCGCAGGGGCCGAACAUCGCGGCUAUCGUGGCCCCCACGGUCACGCUCGGCGUCCUGGCCAUCGUCCUGGCCGUUCUGGCGUGGCUGUUUUGCGUGGUGAAGAAGAAGAGGCAAACGGAGGGGACGUACAGGCCCAGCGCCGAGGAGCAGUCCGGCGCCGGCACUGCGGCGGCGGCGCCGGACGCGCUGAAGCUGCCGAAGGAGGAGCGACUCAUCUGAGAGCCGGCGCAGACGGGCGCAGACGGGCGCAGACGGGCGCAGACGUGAGCAGGUCUCUGCAGCUGAGCACUCAGAGGAAAGCUUCGCUGCCUCAUUGAAACAAGCACAAAGAGGACGAGCACACGCACGUGUCUUCCAAUGGAGUUUAAGGACGACUGAACAUUUCAAGGAGGUUUUGAACAUUUCGUCUGCACAGGACAGGAGCCACAGUAUUUCAUCACGACUAUGGAUUUUAGUUUUAGAUCUUCUUCUUCCUUCACUUUAAUUGAAUGUUUACGCUACACACAUAACUCACUUCAGUCUCUCAUUUUCUUUGCUACUGAGAAUCCAAUGAAUAUAAAAUUGUGUUUAGCCUAAUAUAUAUUUCUAAAGGCUUCUGUAAAUAUGGGAAAUUCUAUUGAGAAAAAUCAAGCUGUUAUUGACAAUCAUAUUCCUUUUUAAAGUUGCCUUCUUCUAAAAUGUCUGCAUCAGCAUUAAGCACGAUUUACAAGGUCUUAGUUAUUUAUGCUUUUGUCAAAUAAAUACCAAACUGUAGACCACGUAGGCUCUAACUGUCAAGGUUUGGAAAUAUUCACUGUAUAUGACACUCGUUCAAAGUCAGAAUGAGGUAGUUUUAUGUUUUAAUUAUAAUAAAAAAGGGAAGCACAGUUUCUCUAUGCCUUCAUGGACGGCACCAGAAACAAACUGAAGCCUGAGUAGCUUUUGGCAAAACUGUAAAACCUCUAUAACUAUAUAUUUUCUGUCACUUUGUGAUAACAUGCAGUAGAUAGCACAGUGUGCAACGUUCAAUCCCUCACAGAAUCCACACUAUACGGCAAAACCAUCCAAGUCUUAUGCAUAAUAAAUAAAAUAAAAUGAUUUUAAUUAA